Messenger RNA from Colletes gigas, 4494 nucleotides. RefSeq names its product testis-expressed protein 2-like. Gene Ontology annotation, cellular component: endoplasmic reticulum. Bases 362 to 3667 code for a protein of 1101 amino acids. The transcript is spliced from 5 exons. Lineage: Eukaryota; Metazoa; Arthropoda; Insecta; Hymenoptera; Colletidae. The record is from RefSeq and is a predicted model, not a curated record. Gene Ontology annotation, molecular function: lipid binding.
ACGAACCUAAGUAGGUCGAGAUGUUUAAUUUUUACAUUCGGCUUUUCGAUUGAAAAUCGUCGAAAAUAUCGAGGAAAUAAUCAUUCCGCGUAGAGUUGCGAUAUUUACGUCUGUCCUAAACGUUGUGUUGAUACAGUCAUGCGGACGCGCACGAUAAGACGAUACGCAGAUUGGACGUUGCGAUCAAAGUCAAAAAUGUUUAUCCGAUCAUUGUUGAUGAUAACGAUUUGAGGCAGGUUUGACACUGAGUUAUACGAUGGUUGCAACAACAAACCGUAGGGUCAGAUUCGUGGUUCGUCGGUAUGUGCGUUCCAACAGUAUUUACCCGCUGAUGAAUUAUUGAAAUAGGUGUUUUACAAUCAUGAACAGCAAGCACAGUCCGAGAAAAGUGACACUGGCCAUGAUAAAAGGUAAACCUAUCACGACCUCCGUUCCUGCAAUCCAUUAUCACGCUAGCGAUGACGAACUGGAAGAAAUAUAUCCUAGCACGGAUGAAGAGCAAAGAUCGACUCCCGAAUUUGAAAAAGUCUCGUUAAAUGUAACCUCUUCCCCGCUGAAAUGCGCUGAAAAAAAAUCUCCGCAAGAAUUGAAUAUUUCUGAUAACAACUCUGAGAAUCAGUCUGUUGGCGCUGAGAAUACCAUACCCGAAGGCACGCCUCCGUCUCUAGAUCCAUGGAAAUUAUUGUCAGAUUUUAAAGGAAAACUAACUAGAACGUUUGAAGAAAAACUGUCAGGAAUAAAAAGUGACAAGAAGAAACCGUGCCGCUCUCGAGCAGAAAGUUCAAGCAUCAGCGAGUCUGAGGAUCAAGGAAAUGUCACACCCUGCGAUGAGAAGAUAGAAGAUAAACAGGACGAGUGCGUAGAGAGCGGUAUCGAAGCCUCUGAAUUUUCUGAAGAUGUUGGUAAAGAUAUCAUUCCUAGCUCAAAGAGCGAGUCGUCGAAGAAAUCUCCUGAUAACGUCCAAGAACAACCCUGCAUAAAUUCCUCUGUGUUUCCAAAGCAAACAAAUAUUAAAGCGAUUCUUUCGCAAUUGAUAAAACAAUUAAUUUGUCAAGCGACAUAUAGAUCAAUUGCUGUUUUUAUUGCUGUUUUUUGCAUUUAUUAUGUUACUCCAUUACCGGAGUAUUUGCUUGGAUUUGUGGUGGGUGUUUUUACGACGAUUACAUUUUACAGUACGGUAACGAAGUUUAAAAGGAUUUUGACGACUUUACCGGAUGAAAAAUUUAUUUGUAGGCCAACGAUAAUACCUGUUUUAGAGAUUCCGGCAGUAGAGGAACAUGCUGUGAUUGAGAGAUUUCAAGGCUGGUUAAAUGAACUACCCUACAGUUACGAACCCAAUAAUUAUCAUGUGGCGCGCACAAAGUCCGUUUUUUUCAGGCUAGAAGGAAGUAUUUUGCAGAUAAUGGAAACUAAAAUGAAAAUACCAAAGAAGGCUGUCUGGGAUGAAUCAAAACAUAAAUUGAAAUUUAUUAAAAGAAGAGCUUACAAUUUGAAUGGAGCAAAGAUAGAACUUCUACCCUAUGGUCUUACCAGAAGAAGACGAUGGAGUAAAAAGUAUCCAAUUUGUAUAACUCUCAAAAAGGGAGCUUCAAUUUGUAAUGUAAAUUUGAAAGAUUCGGUUAACGGCGAACAUUCGAUGAAUGAUCACGGACAAACAAAAUUAGUAUCGGAUAGAAAAUCUAUGACUAAAUGGGAAGAAGCUGAAAAUGAUUACGAAACUUGGCUUAUGAAUUCAGAAGAAGAAGAACUAAUUAUGGGACAAAAUGAAGGACAAGAAAAGGAAGAGGUAAACACUGCUGAAGACGAAGAUGACGGUGAAAGUUACAAUUACGAUCUCAACAAUGAUGGUAUUGAUAACAACGAAUACGUGGAAUGUGAAGAACAGUUUUUGGAAAAUGGGGAAGCUGAAGGUUGGUUUGCAGAGGAAGAGAAGAGAAAACAUGACAGGGAGGAUGAAGGAGAAAGUGGCGACUGUGUAAGAAGAAAUGUAACAAAAGGUCGUAGUGGUUAUCGUUACGUCGACAAAAGAGGCAAAAAGCGACGAACAAUACCAACCGAAACAAAAUUUGAGAAUAGUUUGAAAGUAGAAAAAGAGAAUAAAAUAAAAGGAGAGAGGAAAGAGACUGGUAAGGAACAUGAUCGCGAGGAAGAAGAGGAGGAAGAGGAAGAGGAAGAGGAAGAGGAGGAGGAGGAGGAGGAGGACGACGAAGACGAGGACGAGGAUGAGGACGACGACAACGACAAUGACAACGAAGAGGACGAUGACGAUGAGUUGGAGGAAGAGGACGACAUUGACUUCAAUGACAAGGGUAACGGUGACUAUGAUAACAAUGGAGAGAUGGAAGCGAAGAAAGUAGAUGAAAAAAGGGAGCUGCAGCAAAAAGAGGAAAAGUGGGAGACGAUAAACGACGCAGUAUCACGGUUUAAAAGGCAAAGGAAAAAUUCUUCUAAAAAACGUUCGAAUAGGAACAAACAAAAGAACAAGUUGAAAAUCUUCGUUUUUGCCAGGGCUGAUCGUGAAAAAGAAGAUUGGUAUAGACGUUUGGUUUCAGCCGCAUCUCAAUGCGCCAAAAAGCAAGAUAUGUUAUUGUUCGCAACCGAUCCAUCAUCCCCUUGUAAUACAACGUCAACGUCACAGCGAACUGUUAUUACAGAAUCGAAAACUUCUGUUUCAGCUAAUAAUGCGAUCGAAAGCUUACCUGAACUUAAUUAUAGUGCUUACAUGGCAAAGUAUCUGGACGUUGGUCCUUCGACUUCAGAAGAUACGUCCCCACUGUAUACCGACAAUACGCUUUGGAUCAACUGUUUAAUAGCUCGCAUAUUGUUCGACGUGCAUAAAUGUCCAGAAACUAUAAAUCUUAUACAGGAUAAAAUACAACGCAAAUUGUCUAGUAUAAAACUACCGUAUUUCAUGGAGUGCCUUUUAGUUUCGGAGGUAGCAAUAGGUCAAGGAGCGCCUAUUAUUCGCAACGUAACAAAACCAGUGGCAAACGAAAGAGGUCUCUGGUUUGAUUUGGAUGUAACGUACAAAGGAUCGUUGACUAUGACUGUUGAAACUAAACUAAAUUUGAUGAAGUUAACAAGAUCCGGAUCGGUUCCUGCCAAUAACACCGGCGGCGGCGUCAUACUUCCAACGGAAAAAGACGAAUCGAUGACCAGAUCACCAAUUUUUGAUAGCGAUAUAGAAGACACGCCAGAAACAUCUACGGAGGACGACGAUACUUCUACGAUUCAAUUAUACAACACGGCUAAAGAAACAACUUCUGCGCAAUCGUCUGGAAAAAAGUUUCUCAGUAUGGUCGACAAAAUAGCUGCGAAUAAAUAUUUUCAACACGCAACCGAGCUCUCCUAUGUUCGAAGAGCCAUGGAAGGUGUCUCGAACAUGGAGAUCCGAUUAAUGGUUACCGUCUCCAGCAUAGAAGGUUGUCUUUCCUUAAACAUUCCACCGGCACCGUCUGAUCGUUUGUGGUAUGGUUUCAAAACCGUGCCGAAAAUAAUUCUUACCGUAAAACCUGCAGUUGGCGAGAGAACAGUUAACAUCGUUUACAUAACUAAGUGGAUAGAGGCUAAGUUGCUCAGGGAAUUCGAGAAGCUAGUUGUUUUGCCGAAUAUGGAUGAUUUUGUGUUGCCAUUGUGUCCUAAUUAUCCUUACAUGACAAUGCAAUAAUCGCGAAACAUUGUAUUAUAAUUAGUAACGUCGUUGUUACAUCGUAACUUGGAUGUACUCGCAUUACAUUUAUAACUGUAACAAAGAAAUUUUAAAAACAGAUAACAGAAGAUAAUGGAGUAAAAAGGAAAGCUCAACGCAUCUCCCCUUCGUCUAGUCGAAUCAUACGCAGCGAGUUCUAAUAAAAUUUCCUAUCUACAAUAAAAUAGGACUACAGCCAACAACAAAAUGAAUACAUCUUGAUAUGCAUCAGUAUAUAAGAAUGAAUAAAUUGGGGACCAUACGUUACGUUUAUAUCGUAUCGAAGAACUCGAUGCGUAGAAGUCUAUGAGGAUAUGCGUUUUGAAGAGAUUUUCUCCUAAUGUGUAAUAACCGGUUCUUACCGAAAUAAUCUUGCCAAAAUAUUACGAAACAUCGUGGUAUAAAACAAUCUGAUUGCAUUUGAUUAUUUCGAAUAUAGGCAAAAUUCUAAAUUGUGUUUAGUCUACGAUUAUAUCGAUCUGCAUGUUCGUUCGUGUAUUGUUUAUGGCCAUUAAAUUAAUAUGUUAAAAUGUAUAAUGCGAGCGAAGCAACAAGGCUUAUCUGAAUGUAAUUCUCAUCUUGUAUGUGAUUAUGAUAUACAUGAAUGAAUCGGUGUAAGUUGAAACGUGCGUUCGAAAUUAUUACAUUACGAAAAGCUGCGACUCAAUUUUGGUCAUCAAAGUUCGAACGAUGAGAUAACGUUUAAUUUUAUAGUGAAAUUUUUCGCAGAAUAGUACGUAGUGUAUACAGUAUGUUUAGAAUGGAACACAAAACUGCUAAGACAACAAGGGGGAAUGGCGGAGAGG